Messenger RNA from Entrophospora candida, 303 nucleotides. NCBI's taxonomy places the organism in Eukaryota, Fungi, Glomeromycota, Glomeromycetes, Entrophosporales, Entrophosporaceae. The record is from the annotation of a GenBank genome assembly.
AUGUUAGUUCCCGCUCCAACAAUUCUUUUGGCAUAUUCGAUAAGAUUGGCCCACCAAACUUCAGAAGUUUUGUGUGGAAAAUGGUCAGAUGAUGUACUUACUUGUGUGGGGAUUGUUAAUUCUACUGUUAAUGACAUUGUUGUUGUUAACGUAGUAGUGUCAUUUGACACCGAUCCAUUCAUUAUAUUUGGCACUGAUGAUAGUGGUUUCAGUUUUGCUAAUUUGAAUGUUGCCACUAAUGACGUCGUCACUGACUUUACUGAUUUUUUUAGAACAGCUGCUGAAUUAAGCAAAAGAAUCUAA